UGACUGUAAGUCAUAGCAGGUGAGAACGCGACCGCUGACGUAAGAAUGUGGGCGACAGUCAGGUGCGGAAUCUUCAAACGUGGCUCAUGAAUAUUAAUUAGGGUAAGCACACGUUUAAAGAUGACGCAAUAAAUAUUCAUCAUGGUUUGUGACGACUGUGGUGGUGACACAAAGACCACUAUUAUCACGAAGUAUAACGGCCACAAGCAGGAAAUUCCCGCAUUCAAGGACAACGUAAAAUAAUAUCAGAGCUGAUUAAAGAGCAAAGAAGGAAGGAAAAAAAGCCAAGAAGAACAAUACAAUAAAGUUAGUUCCUGAAAAUGUCUGGAGCGGAGUUUGAUACUGAGUUUCUUUACAUCCUACCCGCGUCUGUUAUGAAUGACUUCACACGGUUUAUGGACUCACUCUCACGCUCAGAUUGGAUAUUAUUCGCUUCACAGGUAAUAUCAGACCAGACCGAACUACGCCUUUUGGAGCAAAGCCCCAGACGGACAGACGACCUCAUGCACAAAUGGGGCUCUCGCAACGGGACGGUCGGAGAACUGCUGAAGAUUCUUGAGGGCUUGCAAUUCUAUAGGGCCCGUGAUAUCAUCCUUAAAUACAGAUGUAUACUGCAGUUUUGCUCAGAGCAGCCUUCAACCGUGCCACCAGUCCCUGCAUGUCAAAGCAGUACAGUCACCUUUGUCAAAGAGUCUCUCCCUGUGCCCGAAGUCAGGCCUCUACCCAAGCCUAGCCCCCCACCGCCUGAUCUGGACUCUGUGAAUUCAAGAAUCUCCAAUAUAGAGAGCCUGUUUGAGAACAGCGUGGAACCCCCACCUUUUUCCUCCACUGCGAUGAGCUGGCCGUUUGAAGAAGUACAGAGAUGCACAUGCAACUUUUCCCCGUGCAAGCAUAUUGGAGAAGGAGGUUUCGGACACGUGUAUAAAGCUGUGAUGAGAAACACAGAGUUUGCUGUGAAGAAGCUGAAAGAACGUCCAUCUUUUUUCUCUCUCUCUCUUUCAUGUGGGUGUUCGGAGCAGGACUCCCAUUUGGACUGGAAUGUCGUGAAGGAAAGUUUCAGGACGGAAGUAGAAAAGUUAUCACAAUACAGACAUCCCAACAUAAUGGACCUUGCUGGAUACAGUAUAGAAGGACAAACUUAUUGUUUAAUAUAUGCUUAUAUGCCAAAUGGCUCUUUAGAGGACCAGCUUCGAUGUGAGGACAGUAACGCCCUCUCUUGGUCACAACGUGUAAAUGUGUUGCUGGGCACUGCCAAAGCUAUUCAGUACCUGCAUUCAUGCUCACCUGCACUCAUUCAUGGAGAUGUCAAGAGCUCUAACAUCCUUUUAGGGAAUCACUUGGAGCCCAAGCUAGGGGACUUUGGAUUGGCACGUUUAUGCCGGAACCCCAACAAAGCCCCAGGCAAGACGUCCACCGUGGCUAAAACCGCUACGGUCCGGGGAACUCUUGCAUACCUCCCAGAAGAAUACCUGAAGGAUGGACAGCUUGGAGUGGAGAUCGACGUCUACAGCUUUGGAGUGGUCAUGCUAGAGGUGCUUACUGGGCGGAAGGCUCUGGAGGUCGAUGCCCAAUCCAGAACGGUUUACUUGAAAGAUUUAGUAAAAGAGGAGGAAGAUGAUGGAAGAAGCUUCAGCAAAGGGAAGCACUCGCGGGAGCUGUCCUAUGCUUGUGCAGCGGAGAACAUCUGCAGGAAACAUCUGGAUCCUCGACUGAAGUCUAAAGACAACCCUACCCCGCAUGGAUCGAUGGAAAUCUCUCAGCUGGCGUGCCAGUGUUUAGACCGACGACGGAAGAAGAGACCUCGCAUGACGGAAGUGUUCAAAGCACUUCAAGAUGUGCAUUCAGAGUUGAAGACCUUUGGCAGAUCGACCACGGUCAGAAUGUCUCCCGUAUCAUCUCAUCCAUCCACCCCUGAGCCUCUGUGCUCCGACAGCAGCUCCCUGGACUCUCUCGCCCAUCAGUUCUCCAAACUCCACCCUCAAGAGAGCACAUACCCCUGCCUUCACAAGACUGUCUAUCCCACCGAGACUCUGUCUAGCUACUCAGAGUCAGAGUUGAAUGCUGAAUCAUGGGCUUCACAGUCCUCUGGCAUGCCGUGUGAAUCGGAUGAGAGUCAAGGCUUUUCUCAGUACUUGACGAGUCACUGUAGCAGAGCUCAGGAGACAUCGUGUGGGGCCUGCGGCAUUCAGAACACCAAAACAAGUGGUUCUUUAGUGGAAAGCCCUUCACAAUCCAGUACGAGUAAAGAUUUUUCUGACCAGAGAGUGUUUAUCAAUCCUACAAGGCAGCAACUGGUCCAAAAAAUUGAGCUUUAUGAAGAGGGAAGGAUUUUAACUUCUGAUCUGUUGUCAUCAGGCACCUCAUUAUAUCGAGGGAUGAAUGCUGAAACGAGGGAGCCAGAAGAGAGUGAUGAGUUUGCAUGUGAGACAUCUGGAAUCAACAUGCAGUUGCCUGCUGCAGUUUAGCACUGGAUGUUUGGGACCAAGCAAAUAUGUUGUUCAAAUAUUACAUGAAAUUAUGGUUAUGGUAGAGAAAAUGCCUCCAUAAAUACCUCUGCCAAAGCUGCAGAUGUAUAAAAAGUGGUAUGGAUGAAGAAAGCUCUGUAGUUAUGUACCUGUGAAUCUUGACUGACAAGCCAAAGAAAUAUAAAAGUGCAUAAUUUUUUGUUAUACUCCUGAUGUUUUGGCGACCAAAUGUCUGCUUGUUGUUGUUUUUUAUAACAUAGUGAAGCUUUUGGAUUAUGGACAACACACCUACAUGUAUGAGAGUACUGUUUAACAUGACUAAUCUGUCUCUAUGGUUCUAACUGGUGAUUAUGUCAUAUAAAUUAAACAUUUAGUCUGUGCAAUUUUCAUUAUGUAGCAGCAAUUUUACAGAUUUCUACAAUCAGCCCUUUACUUUUUAACUAUAUAGACUGACACUGUAAUAGAAUAACUUGAAAACUUGUUAUCAGAUUCAACUAUUUAAUCUGCUCUGGUUUUGGUCAUUUGUUUGUGUGAAUGAAAUUCAACUCUUGUUUAUUGGCAGUGGAGUGUUUUAUAAGCAUAUAAUAUUUACGUGAAUUAUAUGAUUACCAGAGAGUUAUUUCAUGCAGAGACUAUGAAUGGAGAUGGAAGAAACUGCAAUAUUAACCAUGGAUUAUGUUACAUAAUAAAAAUAUAUUUUACAUUA
Messenger RNA from Carassius gibelio (silver crucian carp), 3171 nucleotides. Its product is annotated as interleukin-1 receptor-associated kinase 1. The record is from RefSeq and is a predicted model, not a curated record. Gene Ontology annotation, molecular function: ATP binding; protein kinase activity; protein binding. Gene Ontology annotation, cellular component: plasma membrane. Lineage: Eukaryota; Metazoa; Chordata; Actinopteri; Cypriniformes; Cyprinidae. The coding region runs from base 321 to 2465 and encodes 714 amino acids. Gene Ontology annotation, biological process: signal transduction; protein phosphorylation. The transcript has 14 exons.